CCUGCCUGUGACUUCUCACGUCCCAGGCCUUUUCCGCCAUCCAGUCCCUUCUCUCCUGAGAAGCUCCUUCCCGUUGGGAACAGCUGCUACCCACUCCUAGCCAGUGCAUUCUGCCCCCGAUCUCGCGCUGCAGGGAACAGAGGGGCAAACGAAGUCAAUCCAGCCAUGGCAACUCCCUCUGCUGCCUUCGAGGCCCUUAUGAACGGAGUGACAAGCUGGGAUGUCCCCGAAGAUGCCAUCCCCUGUGAACUCCUUCUUAUUGGAGAGGCCUCCUUCCCAGUGAUGGUGAAUGACAUGGGCCAGGUCCUCAUUGCUGCGUCCUCCUAUGGCCGAGGCCGCCUGGUGGUGCUGUCCCAUGAGGACUAUUUGGUGGAAGCCCAGCUCACUCCCUUUCUCCUUAAUGCAGUGGGUUGGCUUUGCUCUUCCCCUGGGGCUCCCAUUGGUGUACACCCAUCCCUGGCACCUCUGGCCAAAAUCCUCGAGGGCUCUGGGGUGGAGGCGAAGAUUGAGCCCGAAGUGAAAGACUCCCUGGGGGUUUACUGUAUCGAUGCCUACAACGAAACCCUGACUGAAAAGUUGGUCAAGUUUAUGAAACGCGGAGGGGGCCUGCUCAUUGGAGGCCAAGCCUGGGACUGGGCCAACCAGGGCGAUGACGAAAGGGUUCUGUUCACGUUCCCUGGGAACCUCGUGACCAGCGUGGCCGGCGUGUACUUCACUGACAACAAAGGAGACACUAGUUUCUUUAAAGUGUCUAAGAAGAUGCCCAAGAUUCCAGUCUUAGUUAGUUGCGAAGACGAUCUCUCCGAAGACAGAGAGGAGCUCCUGCACGGCAUUUCGGAGUUGGACAUCAGCAACUCGGAUUGUUUCCCGUCCCAGCUGCUAGUGCACGGCGCGUUAGCGUUCCCCCUGGGGUUAGAUUCCUACCACGGCUGUGUGAUAGCGGCUGCCCGCUAUGGCCGGGGCCGCGUGGUCGUGAUGGGCCACAAGGUAUUAUUCACCGUCAGUAAACUGGGCCCCUUCCUACUCAACGCCGUGCGCUGGCUGGACGCCGGCCGCCGAGGCAAGAUCGUGGUGCAAACCGAACUGCGGACACUGAGCGGCCUGCUCGCGGUGGGGGGCAUAGACACCAGCAUCGAGCCGAAUCUGACCAGCGAUGCGAGUGUCUAUUGCUUUGAGCCCGUGAGUGACAUGGAAGUCAAGGAGCUGCAGGAGUUUGUAGCGGAGGGCGGCGGGCUGUUCGUUGCAGCGCAGGCCUGGUGGUGGGCCUUCAAGAACCCCGGCGUGUCCCCUCUGGCUCGCUUUCCAGGAAAUCUUCUCCUCAACCUCUUUGGCAUCAGCAUCACAAGCCAAAGCCUCAAUCCAGGGCCCUUCCGUACGCCCAAAGCAGGGAUAAGGACCUAUCACUUCCGCUCCACCCUGGCCGAGUUCCAGGUUAUAAUGGGCAGGAAGAGAGGGAACGUGGAAAAGGGCUGGUUGGCAAAGCUGGGGCCGGAUGGCGCCGCUUUCCUGCAGAUCCCAGCAGAAGAGAUCCCUGCCUACAUGUCUGUGCACCGGCUCCUGAGAAAGCUGCUGAGCCGAUACCGGCUCCCAGUCGCCACCCGAGAGAACCCCGUCAUCAACGACUGCUGCAGGGGUGCUAUGCUGUCCCUGGCCACUGGUCUGGCCCACUCUGGAAGUGACCUCUCUCUGUUAGUCCCCGAAAUUGAAGAUAUGUACAGCAGCCCGUAUCUGCGCCCCUCGGAAUCUCCUAUCACUGUCGAGGUCAACUGCAACAAUCCAGGCACCAGAUAUUGCUGGAUGAGCACCGGGCUCUACAUACCUGGACGGCAGAUUAUAGAAGUCUCACUGCCUGAAGCUGCUGCCUCAGCUGACCUGAAGGUACAGAUCGGCUGCCACACUGACGACCUGACCAGGGCCAGCAAGCUAUUCCGAGGUCCGCUGGUGAUUAACCGGUGCUGCUUGGACAAGCCCUCGAAAUCGAUCACCUGCCUCUGGGGUGGCCUCCUCUACAUCAUCGUGCCGCAGAGCAGCAAGCUGGGGACCGUGCCUGUCACUGUGAAGGGGGCUGUGCACGCUCCAUACUACAAGCUGGGGGAGACAUCCCAGGAGGAGUGGAAGAGGCGCAUCCAGGAAAACCCAGGACCCUGGGGAGAGCUGGCCACGGACAACAUCAUCCUGACGGUGCCAACCGCCAACCUCCGCACCCUGGAGAAUCCUGAGCCGCUGCUCCGCCUCUGGGACGAGGUGAUGCAGGCCGUGGCGCGGCUGGGGGCUGAGCCCUUCCCGUUGCGUCUGCCUCAGAGAAUUGUCGCUGACGUGCAGAUCUCAGUAGGCUGGAUGCACGCAGGGUACCCCAUCAUGUGCCAUCUGGAGUCUGUGCAGGAGCUCAUCAAUGAGAAACUCAUCAGAACCAAGGGGCUGUGGGGCCCCGUCCAUGAGCUCGGCCGCAACCAGCAGCGGCAGGAGUGGGAAUUCCCACCACACACCACCGAGGCCACCUGCAACCUGUGGUGUGUGUACGUGCACGAAACGGUCUUGGGCAUUCCUCGAGGCCGUGCCAACAUUGCCCUGUGGCCCCCAGUUCGGGAGAAGAGAGUCAGAAUCUACCUGGGCAAGGGUCCUAAUGUGAAAAACUGGAAUGCAUGGACAGCACUGGAAACAUAUUUACAGCUACAGGAGGCCUUUGGUUGGGAGCCAUUCAUCCGUCUCUUCACUGAGUAUCGCAACCAGACCAACCUGCCCACAGACAACGUUGACAAAAUGAAUCUGUGGGUGAAGAUGUUCUCCCACCAAGUGCAGAAGAACCUGGCUCCCUUCUUUGAGGCCUGGGCCUGGCCGAUCCAGAAGGAAGUGGCUACCAGCCUGGCCUACCUGCCUGAAUGGAAGGAAAAUAUUAUGAAAUUGUACCUCCUCACACAGAUGUAAGGAGUGCCCAGCGAGGUGGCAGGCCCCACUGAAAUUGAAGUCAAGAAAUACAAAAGAAACAACUCAGCAAAGAAAACGGAAGGCAUUCGAUUAUAAGUGAAGAAGACCUCAACGCAUUUCUGGAAGAGAGAAAAUGGAUGAAGCAUGAAAAAGAAUGAGAGAGUGAAGGUACCUUUAAGACAGACUAUAAGCUGAUCUGAACAACAUAACCCUAGAGAGACUCGGGCACCUGAAUAGUCUGUCUACUAAAGGUUAUACUAGUUGUAAAAUUAAACCCCAUCCCAUUCUACUCCAUCUCUUGUGUACAAAAGACAGGCAAUCACCUAUUGGUACCAGUGAAAAAUGUGUUCUUGCUGUUGUUGUUUGUUGUUGUUUGUUGUUUGUUGUUGUUGUUUCUAUGAAGGAAUUGAAUAAACUGCCCGAGGAGAGGUAGGAGUUGGUGAUCCAGAAUAAAAUUUCUCUUUUUGUGGAAAUAAGUGACCCUCUAGCCUAUCUGCCAAUUCUCUACUGAGAGUUGAGACCCCUACGUAAGUAACCAAGUGCUUCCCAUCAUAGAAGAGGCUUACUGGAAAAACAGAAAAGUGGCAGAGGAAACCCACAUCAAUUUCUAUAAAAGUCACCAGUUAUAUUGAUUCUUAAAAACACAAAUGGUCAGCUAGGAAUUCCCAGACAUUGGGUAUGGGAGUUGGGAGGGUGAGAAGGAGGACCAGGGGAAAAGCAUGUCAGAAAAAUACAGCAAAUUAGGAGAUUUGAAAAAUACAACAAAUUCUGGAAGAAACAAAGUUCAAAUGGAAAAACAAAUAUAACUUUAAAAUCUAGCUAUAUCUCCAGAGAGAUCUGACAUUUUGUAAGACGAAAACAGAUUGAUACAAAGAAAGGAAAAACACUGAAAAGAAAAAGAGCCUUUUGAAAGUGAAAUAAGACUGCCAAAAAUAUUCAGUAGACAGGCUAGAAAACAAAAUUGAGGGAAUCUCCCUAGAUGUAGAGCAAAGAGAAUUAGCAGAAAAUCUGAAGAAAGGACAAUAGACAAUAAUAUCUAACCAUUAGGAGUUUCUGGAAGAGAAAGCAUAGGAAAUAUAGGUGAAAAAAAAGAAAAAGAAAAAUGAAGAACAGAAAGAACUAAGUCUCCAGAUUGAGGGGGCUCCAAUAAAACCUACACUGAGACACAAUCUUGUGAAAUUUUAGAAUAUUAAGGAUAGAGGAAAGACAUUAAAAGUGCCCAGAGAGAAAACAAAAUUAGGUCAUCAUAAUUACCUGAAAUAAAAAGGGAUGAGAAAUAGACUGGCAGCAGAUUUUUCAUCAGCAGCACUGAAAGCUAAAGGCCAAUGGAGCAAUGUCUUCACAUUUCUUAUGGAAAAAUUUUGUGCCCAGAAUUCUAUAGCAAGCCAAACUGUCAAGAGUCAAGUCAAAAUGAAGACAUUUUCUGACAUGCAAGUUUUCAAAAAGUCUAUACCUCCUUUGCACCCUUCCUGAGCAAGCACCUUGAGGAAGUUCUACAGCAAAAUGAGGAUGAGAACCAGGAAAGAAGAAGAAACAGAAUCCAGAAAACAAUGGACCUCACCCAGGAUGUGUCACUCCAAAGUGACACUUAUCCAACAGGAUGUCUCAUGCUAGAGUGACAGUUUUCCAGCAGACCCAUUUCAGAUGAGAAUGCAUAGUUCAGGCUCUCUGGGAAGAAUAUGCAUUCUAUGCCAUAGAUGGUGUCAUCGAGAAACUGGCAUGUUUGAGAGAAUAUGGAGAACAUACAUUCUUUAGCCAACAAAAGAGAAAACAAAGCAAACGUCAUGAAAUUCACAUCCAAUUAGGAAACAACAACCAAAAAAUACUCAUGGAUGGAAUGUAAGAAGAGACCAGAAUUUCACAUUGACGGUAGGUACAUUUCCUUUCAAGUGACACAGGCAUGUCAUUGGAUGUGUAUAGAAGAAAAUGCCCUAGCUUCUACUUGGCUCUCAGUAAACAGUAUGUACAUAGCCAAAAUAAUAUAGAUGUUAUUUAUCUGUACACAGUGUUCUGAUCAGCCUAUAGGCAAACCACAAAAAGCUUAAAUUUUUUAUUCCGAAAUGAAGUUGAAAAUAAUUAAUCCUGACAAGUUAAGGAAAAAGGGAGCAGAAAGAGGUUGAGAAUCAGUUGUGAGAAGAGAGCUGAAGGAAGAUUCAAAGCGGAGAUUUAAAAAAAAAAAA
Messenger RNA from Rhinolophus ferrumequinum (greater horseshoe bat), 5105 nucleotides. It is a transcript of the gene TCAF1, whose product is annotated as TRPM8 channel associated factor 1. The coding region runs from base 166 to 2925 and encodes 919 amino acids. The transcript is spliced from 9 exons. NCBI's taxonomy places the organism in Eukaryota, Metazoa, Chordata, Mammalia, Chiroptera, Rhinolophidae. The record is from RefSeq and is a predicted model, not a curated record. Gene Ontology annotation, biological process: positive regulation of anion channel activity.